GCUGACAGUAGAGGCAGCACACGUGACAACUGAACCCGAGCAGCUGUUUACAUGAGAAAAGGAAGUAUCCAAAGAGCCUCGACAGCAGAUUUAUUCUUCUUUUGAAACUAAAAUGUCUUCUUAGCUCACAGUUAGACCUUUAAUCCGGUUUCUCCGGUCCCGGUUCACCGCGCGAAGAUGUUGGAAGCGGAUCAGCGGCUGCAGGCUGGAUCCACGGAGGUAGCUGUGAUCCCGGAGAAUCAGCACUGUGGUGAUGUAGCGGACGUACGGAAAGCUGAGCUUGCCCCUGGAGGCUCCCUGCUCGGAUGUCUGGGGGUCCGGGGGCAGCUGGUGGUGUGGGACCCGGCGGACAGAGAACCUUCUCCGGCUGCAGUGGAGGGCAGCUACCGAGAUUUUUCGUGGGAGGAGGUGUCCGUCCACUCUCGGGGAGUCGGCGGCUUCAGGCUGCUGGCUGUGGGAUCUCAGGGUGACCUGAAGCUGCUGGAGGUCAGGGCUGAGCGGUCGGCCUUCACCUCCGUGCUCCGUGUGUGUGAGUAUCCUGCAGACCGCCUGCUGCAGACCAUCAGAGACCAGGACCCCAGUGAGUACCAAAACCGCCUAGACCACCCGCCUGUGUCGGCUGAUCUGAGCACAGCCGUGGCCGUCACUCAGUCCCACGCCGCCAUCGCCGUCGACCUCAACCACUACUUCAGGAUGUUUCCGGACCACCUGCUGUGCGCCGCACCUCGGUCACGCCCCCCUCUUCAGCCGCAGCACCCCAGAGACCAGGACAGCCUGUCGAGCUCCAGCUUCAGCAUCUCGGCCCUGGGAGCGACCUUCAGCACCGACCGCUCCUGGGAGGCUCGUCUCAACUCCAUGUACAGCAGAGCAAAACAGGCCACUGCUCCUUCCUCCUCCUGCUUCGCUUCAUCUCAGCCUCCCAGGACCUCCUCAUGGUUCUCCUCCCUCCCCCACCUGGACCCCCACCUGGCUCCCUCCUCGUCCCACAGCAGAGUGCCUCCGGGGGGGAUGACCGUCGCUUUCGCCGUCCCCGAAUCGUCCGCUUCAUCUCAGCUCACCGUCUCUGAGUUCUCCGCUCUGCUGACCUUCGUCCGCCCGGGAAACCAACAGACCACAGUUGCAUUGUGGGAUAUGGAGUACGGGAACGUGAGAUACCACCAGGCGGCGGGCGAGGCGGCGCCGGUUCAGCGCUGUGGAGAGCGGCAGCAUCGGCUGCUGCUGAAGAAGGCUGGCGUGUUCCAGGUCCUGUUCUCCGUGUCGCAGCAGGACUUGCUCAGCCGGUUGAUGUUGUUCGGCAGCGCGGCGACAGUGGACGCAGUCUGCCACCUGAACAGCUGGGGGCGCUGCUCCAUCCCCAUCCACGCCCUGCAGACUGGACUGAAGAACCGUCAGCUGGACACGGUCGAUUUCUACCUGAAGAGCAAAGAAAACGUCCUGAACUCUCCGGCGGCUGCGUUCAGCUCUGCCGAUCAGCCCGCCGCCUCCGCGCUGAGCCUCACAGACAGAGUGCAGGAGCUGUGUCCCGCCUUAGACCUGCUGUGUUCGGCCGUCAGAGACUCGAACAGCGAAGCUCAGAGCCGACAGUUCUCCGAGCAGCUGCUCAACAUCACCCUGAGCUUCGUGAACACGCAGAUCCGCUCCGUGCUGUCCAACACACACCACGAGGACUCGGGCGUGCAGAGCUGCAUAAACGUUCUGGAUCGGUACGUCGGCGAGCUGAGGAGCUACAUGAAGAGAUUCCCCUGGGUGGAGGAGCUGUCCCGUCGGAGUUACUUCCCAGAGGAAGAGAAGGAGAGCGUUGAGUUCAUCGGGGAGAUGGAGAAGCUGGGGUCGCGGCCGGCUGUCCGCUGCACAGGAAGUAGCUCGCAUCAAGGCCACGGCGUCUUCAUCACCUUCUGUCUGGAGCACAACCUUCAGUACCUGCUCUACACCUACCUGGAGCACUACAGACUGACCCCCAGAAACUGCUCCCUGCUGAGCAGUCAGAGCCUCUCCGAGCGGCAGCCCUGGUUCGAGAUGCUGGUGCGGAUCCAGGAGAUCACCAGAGAUCUGUCAGAUCCAGGACUGGUGUUCCAGGCCAGUCUAACCAGUGCUCAGGUGUUAUUACCUGGCAGCCAGGCGUCGCUCAGCAGUCUGCUGUUAGAGGGUCACAGUCUGCUGACUCUGGCCGCCAUCAUGUUCGCCCCCGGAGGAAUUGACCAGGUGAUGGCUCAGGGUCAAAGGUCGGGCAGGUCAGAGAGGACGGUCGACCCGCAGCUGCUGAAGAUGGCGCUGGCCCCGCAUCCCAAACUGAGGGCCGCCCUGUUCCCUGCCGUCCCCCGCGGAAACGGCCCGCCCUCCGACAUCUCCGUGUACCACCUGCUGCAGUCCCUCCUCCCUCUGGACCCGUCCAGGCUGUUUGGCUGGCAGGCGGCAAACACCCUCAACUCCACAGAAACAUCGGAGCUGCCUCACUUCUCCAGCGCUCACCUGGUCCAAAGGUUCGCUCUAAAAGAGAAUCUGGACUAUCUCUACUUCCUCCACCACGGUCGGCCAUCUUUCGCCUACGCCACCUUCCUCGUCCAGCAGCUCAGCGGCAGCGGGGACGUCAGGCUAACGUGUGUGUGUGUGUGUGUGUGUGUCAGGUCGUCGUACGAGGCGGCUCAGGAGUGGGCGCUGGCCGUUCAGUUCUGUCAGCUCCACAACCUGCAGCUGAGCUCCGUUUACCCCGCCCACUGUGCCCAUGACGGACAGUUCAUCCACUUCCUGUUAUUUGUCCAACUGCACAACUUCCCGCCUCAGCAGGUGAGGUCGCUGGCGGCUCAGUUUGGCCCCACCCUCCAGGCCCACCUGAGCUUGGCAUUUCAGGACCUGCAGGUUUACUGCAAGAAGAGCUGCGACUCUGAUGAGCAGCAUUCGGUUCUGAGAACUGAGGAGGCGGCCUCGGGGAGCCCGGAGCGCCCCGGGGAGAUGUUCCAGGCGCUCCUGCAGAGCCAGGAGGAGCCGGCACCCUGCAGAUACCUCCUGCAGGAGGCGGUGGUGCAGCGCUGCCCCACGCUGGCGGUACUGGCUGCCUGCAUGCAGGGAGCAGAGCUGCUGCCGUGCCUUUGUGUGUGGGUGCUGACCUCUGUCGAUGAUGUCACCGCCGAGGAAGCCACCUCCCACCUGGCUCAGGCGCCGCAGCAUCACGAAUGGACCUUGCACGACCUUUCCAUCAUCUGGAAGACGCUCCUGGGCCGGAGCCUCGCGAGGCCCCUCCUGCGAGGCUUCGAGCUCUUCCAGAAGGACUGUCCUCUGGUGUUGGUGCUCAGGAUGUUUGAGCUUUGCUGCGACUACAGAAACUUCGCCGAGGCCAAGUCGAAGCUGCUGGACUUCCAACGGACCCUCAUCGCUCUGAGAAACGGUGGUCCUGCGCCCCCUGGUGGCCUCCCCCUGCAGUGGGUUGAGAGCCAGGCCUCGGUGCUGCUCCUCACGAUGCUGCAGCGCUGCUCCUCGCAGUACGACAUCCACCGGCUGCUGCAGCUCCUCGCCGACGUCGACAAACUCCUCAAAUCCAACGGUCCAGAUUUCAGGAAGCUGAACCAGCUGAGUCAGCUGCUUCAGGGGUCAGAGGUCAGCAUAUCUCCCAGGCUCCUGCAGAGCAGUUCUCCCUCCGUUCAGCAGGAGGAGUUCCAGGCGACCGUAGACGCUCUGCAAGCGAGGGGGUGCUACAGCCGGGCGCGGCAGGUGGCGCAGCUGGCCGGCCUGCCCGUGCACCGUCUGCUGCUCAGCCAGCUCCUCCAGGAGGUGAGCUCUCAGAGGUCCAAGCGGCAGUGGGGCAGAUUCGAGACCCGCGUCGGCUUCUGGAAGAAAUGUCACGAGCAGCUGGAGGCCGACGGCACCGAUCCAGACCCCGCCUCCCAGUUCUUCCUGUCGCAGGCUGAGGCCGGCGCUCCAGGGUCUCCGGAGGCUCCGGAGGACCUGCUGGACAUCCAGGAGCACUGCCUGCUGCUUGGGCUCGCCGCCCACUGGCUCUCCCGGAUCGCGCCGGCUCCCGUGGACAAACUGGAGAGCCUGGAGAAAGCGCAGUGGCUCAGCCGGAUCCGCAAACGCAUCCUUACCGUCGCCAUGGAGAAGGAGAGCGUCUUUAACCUGCCGCCGGCCGCCAACCCUGAAAUGAACACGCACAAGGCGCUGAUGAAGGAGUUCUCCUUCUCCAACAUAACUCAGCUGAACGUCGAGGGGUACCUCGGGCUGGAGGGACUGCCCGGCCCCUCCGACGAGCAGGAGGAGCCUAACGGGUACCUCGGGCUGGAGGGACUGCCCGGCCCCUCCGACGAGCAGGAGGAGCCUAACGCCGAGUCGGCGCUGAGUCCAGAGGAGAGGAGCGUUCUGGCCGCUCUGAUUGGUCAGCUGUUAGACGACGGCAGCAUCCACGAAGCGAGCCGGGUGUGCCGUUAUUUCUCCCUGUACCACCCGGACGUGUGGCUGGUGCUGCGCUGCCGAGGCCUGGCGUCCGGAGAGCUGAGCGACGAACCGCAGGAGGACGGCGCCGAAGCUCCCGCGAGGGCAAGCCUCACGAGCUCUCCCUCAGUCAGCAGCCUGUCCUCCUUCGUGAUGCUCCCCCUCCCCGAAGAUGAGGUCGCCGUCCAGCUCCAGAAACUGGUGGAUCAGUGUCGCCAUGGCAACAACUACUGCAAACAAGUCCUCAGCCUCUACCAGCUCUGCAAGGAGCUGCAGUGCUCCUUCAGCAGCGUCUGCGGGGAGGAGCCCUGCUCGGUGCUGGAGAAGCUGCUGCUGUCCGAGCAGCCGGAGCGCUUCAGGAAGGCUCGGGCCUUCGUCAAAGCUCAGGGUCUGUCUGCGGACGCCGUGGCUGAGCUCAUUUCCUCCGCUAUGGUUCAGGCGCUGCUGGCCUCCAGCCAGGAGCUGCAUCCAGUGGUGGAAAAGCACAUUUUCAGACCGUUGGAGGGCAGGGACGCGCUGGUGCAGCUGAUCAAACUGUGUGACGACCCGAACCUGGUGGGACUCAAACUGCUGGAGCACCUCAACUCUGUUCCUCUGAGGGACCUGAACUGCAUUGUGGAGCUGCUGAUCAUGGCGCACGACUGUUUCAGUCUCACCUGCAACAUGGAGGGGAUCGUGAGAGUGCUCCAAGCCGCCCGUCACCUCAGCCACACCUACCUGCAUCUCACUUCCUGUGUUUCAGUCAUCACGCCGGAGCUGAAGAGCUCAUUGGUCAAAGUGCUGGGUCUGCUGAAGGACGCGGCGGAGAGCUUCUCCAAGGAUUCGUGCGUGCGUCAGGCGACUCGCUGCAUCCGCACAGCCAAGCUGGUCGCUCUUCAGCUCCACUUCCUGAAUCAGGGAUCAGACCUGCGCAUCAUCAACCUGCGACCUGCUGAGCUGCUGAGCGCCGCCAUGGCGCUGCCGCGGUGCUACCAGGUGUUCGUGGUGUCGGAGGCGUACGGCUACAGUCCGGACUGGGCGGAGAUUCUGUACCAGAAGGUCGUCCUGCACGGAGACUUUGGUUACCUGGAAGAGCUCAAACGCCACCGCCCGCUCACCUCCGCCCUGUUUGAGGACAUUUUCAAAAAGCUGGACGGCGCUCCCGGCAGCGUCACCUCCAACGUCAAGCGCCUGCUGACCUACUGCGACGACGUGUACAGCCGCUACAGGCUGGCGUACCAGCAGAACCUGCACGACAUCACCAAGAUGCUGCUGCAGGACGCCAAGACGUCGAGCUACCUGAGUGACAGGCUGGGCAGCUGAUCGUUACCUGGCCGCAGCGUCAGCGUGAUCAAUAACCGCCAACGACAGGAAACACUGUGGAUGUACAGAAUGUGUUA
Messenger RNA from Neolamprologus brichardi, 5801 nucleotides. The record is from RefSeq and is a predicted model, not a curated record. Lineage: Eukaryota; Metazoa; Chordata; Actinopteri; Cichliformes; Cichlidae.